Aspergillus aculeatus ATCC 16872 is the source of this 1581-nucleotide messenger RNA. RefSeq lists its product as uncharacterized. Lineage: Eukaryota; Fungi; Ascomycota; Eurotiomycetes; Eurotiales; Aspergillaceae. The transcript has 3 exons. The annotation marks the transcript as partial. The record is from RefSeq and is a predicted model, not a curated record.
CCAACUGGCACGACACUCAAUGGAACCUACACUGGGGUGUACUCGACCUCAUUCGAGCAAGACGUCUUCCUAGGCAUCCCAUACUUGCAAGCCCCCGUCGAUGACCGACGCUUUCAUCCCGCCGAUAGUCUCACGAGCAGCUGGAAUGGCACGCGCAACGCGACGGCCUACGCUCCUUCCUGCGUAGGAUAUGCCUCUUCCGACCCCCCCGAGCAAAUGUCCGAGGACUGCUUGUACCUCAACAUCGUGCGACCCCACAAGAACACGAGCACGGCUACUGUGACCGACCUCCUCCCCGUGGUUAUCUACUUCCAUGGCGGGGGCUUCUCAGGCGGCAGCGCCCGCGACGGACGCUACAACCUCAGCUCCUUUGUCGCGCGGUCGGUCCAACAAGACCAGCCCGUCAUAGCCGUCAGUUUCAACUACCGACUGAGCGCCUGGGGAUUUCUUUACAGUAACCAGAUCCGCGACACAGGGGCAACCAACGUAGGUCUACGGGACCAGAGGUACGCUCUGCAGUGGGUGCAGGAGAACAUCGCCGGGCUCGGGGGCGAUCCACAGCGGGUGACCGUCUGGGGCCAGGGCGCGGGGGCCUCCAGCGUGGGUUUCCAGCUCACAGCGUACGCGGGGCGCGACGACGGCUUACUGCGCGGCGCUAUCUUGCAGAGCGGGAACCCUGUGCCCGCCCGCGGGCUCAACGGCACGCAGUACUUCCAGCCAUUGUACGACGCUCUCACCCAACAGGACACAUGCUGGGUCAGCCCGGAUCGCAUGGCCUGUUUGCGGACGGUGCCCUUUGCCGAGAUGAAUGCUGCCAUCAAUGCUACGAGCCCGCACGGUUGGUUCCCCGUUAUUGAUGGGGAUAUCGUCUCCGAGCAGCCGAGUCGCUCACUCUACACGCGCAAAUUCGUGCCCGUGCCGAUCAUCCUCGGGGCCGUGACAGACGAAGGGACCGCGCAGAUGCCUGCUGGAGUAGAGAUUGAGACGGACGAGGAUUUUGCGGACUUGGUUGCCAAUCCGCAAUCGUAUGGCGUCGCUCCCGGGAUCGCUUUGCCGCAAGUGCUGGUCGACCAGAUCACCACCGCCUACGCCAAUGUCUCGUCAGUGCCGGCUGUGAAAGCUCGACUGUAUCAGGGCGACGCGACGGUGAUUGCCAACCGACGUCAGGCGUGCGCCACUUGGUCUCGCAACAAUGUGACUACAUACUGCUAUCGAUGGAACGUUGCCCUGGGUGACGGCCAACGCACUGCACAGCACGGCGACGAGCUCCCAUUCGUCUUCGACAAUAAGCGCGGUACCGGUUACGCGAAGAUCCCACUGGACAAUGAGUCACUCGUGGAGCUGGCAGUCGAGGUGAGCGGAAGCUGGGUCAGCUUCGUCGCGACCUUAGACCCGAACGCCUGGAAGACGGCUAGCAAUAGCAGCAUGACUGUACCAGCGACAACCACCAAGGGGGGCAUGGGCAUCCCAACCUGGCCGCAAUACGGGGCUCCACAUCAGUACGCACUGGUCUUUCAGGCUAACGGGACGAGUUACGUCGAGGAGGAUACCUGGCGAGCAACCCCGAUUCGGCUAAUCAAC